AGGCACCGUAACCGACACGGGCACGCCAACGCCUGCAAUCAAUUAAUCUACUUCGCAAAUUAGGGAACAAACAACAACGGAAUCAAUCGCCCCUCGAAUUUGAUCGCCCAACCUUUCUAAAGUUUCUUUCUUUCUUUCUUUUGGUUUUUUUUUUUGUUUUUUGUUUCUUUCUCUUCUUUCCCUUUUGGAGUUUGCUUAUUAUAUAUCUCCUCAUUUGGAAACCCUAGAAGACCAAACCAGAGAGAGAGCAUAGCGGUCGGCUGCGCAAAGAGGGACAAUGGUGUUCUACUUCAAAGCCCGACCCGAGGCCGGCGACUACACCAUCUUCAUGGGCCUCGACAAGUUCGAGAACGAGGAGCUCAUCAAAUACGGUUUCCCCGAAGACAUCUGGUUUCAUGUUGAUAAAAUGUCUUCGGCUCAUGUUUACGUGAGAUUGCACAAGGGUCAGACAAUUGAUGAUAUGUCCGAAGGUCUUUUGGAAGAUUGUGCUCAACUAGUCAAAGCGAACUCCAUCCAAGGAAAUAAGGUGAAUAAUGUCGAUGUUGUUUACACGCCAUGGCAUAACUUGAAGAAGACAGCUUCCAUGGAUGUCGGCCAAGUUGGUUUUCACAACUCAAAAAUGGUUCGCACUGUGAGAGUGGAGAAGCGAAUAAAUGAGAUAGUUAAUAGAUUGAACCGGACGAAGGUUGAAAGGAAGCCAGACUUGAAAGCUGAGCGAGAAGCAGUUAAUGCAGCAGAAAGAGCGGAGAGAAAGCAACAGCUGAGAGAUAAAAAACGGCGAGAGGAGAUGGAGAGGCUUGAAAAGGAGAGACAAGCAGAGGUUAGAAGCUACAAGAACUUGAUGGUAGCUGAAAAGAUGACAUCUAACAAAGAGAUAGCUUCAGCCAAUAAGUCCUUACAAGAACUGGAAGAGGACUUCAUGUAAGAUGGUAUAGAUUCAACUCUUGAAUACCUUUCACCUUAUUACAGGAAUCAAGAUAUCUUUCUCCCACAAAUGUAAGGGUAUGGGGAUGUCUCUUCAUUAUUCUGUUUUAUGGUCUUAGGCAAAAAUGUACUCUAUGGUGAGAUGAAUUUGAUAUAGAACGAACCUCUUUCAUGAAUAAGAAGUAAAAGACUUGUAAUUUACAAUGAAGGUGUACUUUGUUUUGUAUCAACAGAUUGGUGCAAUUUAUGAUGAUGAUGAUGAUAAACAUGAGCUACAUUUUUUGUU
Molecule: messenger RNA, 1210 nt
Organism: Rhododendron vialii
Lineage: Eukaryota; Viridiplantae; Streptophyta; Magnoliopsida; Ericales; Ericaceae
Exons: 6
Coding region: 278-925 (215 amino acids)
Source: RefSeq, a predicted model, not a curated record